Messenger RNA from Oncorhynchus nerka (sockeye salmon), 5457 nucleotides. RefSeq names its product cadherin-like and PC-esterase domain-containing protein 1. The record is from RefSeq and is a predicted model, not a curated record. The transcript is spliced from 22 exons. NCBI's taxonomy places the organism in Eukaryota, Metazoa, Chordata, Actinopteri, Salmoniformes, Salmonidae. Bases 1007 to 4069 code for a protein of 1020 amino acids.
GCAAAGAGUGAGCCCUGUCUUUUACCACAAUUUGGAAUGAGGGGGAGCAUACCUCGACCCCGACCGAGGAGGCAUGUGUGCGCAUUUAGACCGCUCCAUGUACAUCGUGGAAUUCCUAAACCGUUACUUUACAAGAACGCUCCUCAACUAUCCAGUUGAAACGGAUCAAUGGUAUAAACUCCACUUGUUUUUUUUCUUUACCCGAGGGAGUUUUAAUUUUAGGAACCAGUAGCCCUGUGUGUGAGACUGUAAUCCAGCCGUCCGCACGGAAAGGAAGUUCGGCUACUGUUGACUUUUUCCUCUUAGAGUAGCCUAACCCAAACCAGGUGAAGUCGCCCCCCGGUGCGCGGUCAGCGCUCGGAUAUAGUGGAAACCCUCUUUGUAGUCUGUGACCUAUUUCAGGGUCUGAAGUCUUGGUGAAGUUCUUCAUUUUUCUAACUUCAGUUUGGCUCUAUCUGUGUCUGACGGGAUGUUUUCAUGCGUUGUGCCUUUGGUUGUGGAUGGGAAUGGCAGUUUUCUGACAGCGCGCAGUAGCAGAGUCUGAUCUAUGAUGUUCUUCUUCUCGAGAAUGUUUUUAAUGAUCUGAGGGGCACUCUUCCCCAAAGGAAGCGAGAGGGGAAACUUUCCCCAUCUCUCUCGGAACUCCAGUGUUCAAGGAUGUGAUAGUUGGACUGUGGCUCACUGAUCUAACUUAAUUAUCAUGAAUAACGGAAUAACAACGUUGGGGAAAAGGUUUUGUUUGUUUGUGCCAGCUCACAAAUGAUCACUCGAGUUUGUCAUAGUGACGAUUCUUGAGAACCGUGGACCCCCCUCUGAAAUACCAACCAGGUCAUAUUUGAAAGAUAAAAUGCGGCACAAUGUUCCAGGUCUUUGUGUAUUCCUGAAGUGCGUGUUUCUACAGAUAGCGCCGCUGCUCUGUUUUCCUUCUAUCCGGCCGGGAGAGCGGCCAGAGUGGUGUGAGGUCUGAGUGGGACGCGGAGAAGAAACAGGCUAAAUAUCUUCCCUCAUGGUAUGCCUUUAUUCUUCUGCCAGCAAAGUUGGGAGUGAAACGGGAAUGUUUCUUCGGCGGCUCUGGACGCUCCGCCGCAGGUAUUGCUCCGGACGGUUAUUGCUCUUAGGGUUCGCGGUGUGUCUUUUCUACCAGACCCUGAUGGUGGCACGGAGUCGGUUCAAAGGCGACCCACCUGCGGCUGACGAACGCAACAAGUCAACGAUGACUGAAGCGUUGGAAGUAUUUGAUGAACUUCUGCAGGACCCUGCGAGGCUUAUUUCUACCCUGGAGGCUUUGGAGAGGGACAGAUAUGGGUCCAUUCAGAACCAGGCCGGGCGGGUCACACAAGCCGUGGUGUUGACGGGUCAGCACGUAGCCGCGGAUACGGAGGUCCAGCUGUUCCAGCGGAUCCUGGAGCAGCGAGGCUACGAGGUCAGCCUGUCCCGAUACGCUGAGACCAACACCGCCCUGAGACACGACAACGGUGGCAGUGUGGAGUGGAGUUUGUUGGUGUGUCUGAGAGGUUCGGAGAAGAGUUGUCUGAGGAGAGUGUCCUUCUCCCAUCUGCAGCCCCAUCAGAGGGUCAACAUGAUACCUGGGCUGGUGGGUGCCUUCUCUGAUGUGGAUGGGCUCUGUCGCUUCCAGACAGACAGCCGGCUAUCAGGGCUGGCAUUACACAUAAAUCCAUCUGCCUGUGGAUCGGCCCGCACCAAGCUGGGGAACCCAGCUAUUCCCACACUUAAUUUGGUGAGCCCUGGCCUCGUUGCCACGGUGAAAGUUUAUGUCCUGGUCACCUCGGUAACGCCGCUCACAGCCUUUCUUCAUCACACGGGCCUGGUCAGGACAAGCGAAGACACGGACAGCCACACCACACAGCUCAAGCCCUUUCUUCUCCAGCAGCUGGGUCCUGUUGCGUCCCAUGAGGCAUUGGACCAUGUGAAGGAGGUCAUAGGUCAGGUGUUGAGGGCGGCAGCAUUGACCAAUGAGGAGCCUAGCUCUCGGCACAGCUGGUGUCUCCUGUGUUUCCAGCUGAUGACAUUCACUCUUCAGUUCAGUGGUUCCCUUUUACCUGUCAUUGUGAAGGCUGAGACUGACCUGCACUUUGAUGGGCUGAGGGACCCAGGGUUUGACGGACAGAUCACAAAAGAGUUCAUCCUGGAAGAUGCUCUUCUCUUCCUGCUCCCAGCACACAGUGGACAGGCCAGACGGAAGAGCCCUUCACACACCGAGACAGACGAUGGACAGAUGUUUGGUGGCUGUGGGGGGACAUACGGUCUCUGUCUGCCAGAACACCAGACUCUCCUCCUCCUCCAGUUCCUCCGUCAGCUGAGGACACCAGGGCCAUUUGAACUGCUUUAUCCUGCAGCUUCUCCAGAGCGCUCUCCUAUCCAAGACAUUCUGUUUCGAUCGUUCCCUAGAGCAGAGGAGUCUGGGAGUGGGCGACAUUUCUCAGCAUUGUUGGACAGAAUCUGUUCUCAUUAUACAGAGCAGAGGAACCAGACUUACAGGACCAACGAGGCAGAGACACAGACCCGGUGGGACAAACACUCAGGCUCCCAGGACCUCCCUGGAGACAGAGAGCGGUGUGUGGACCCCCACCUCAGACAACUGUACACAGACCCCCCUCUAACCCUCAGCCCCCCCUUCAGUCCCUGGGUGAAGGACUACCGUGCUGAGGUCCCCUUUGACGUGGUGACCCUACGCCUCCGCCCUGAGCCCAUCAGCCCAGCCUGUCACAUACACCUGGACGAGCACAGAGGACCUAGAACGGCUAACUACCCGGUCGGCCUGGGCAACAGCAUAAUCAACAUCCUAGUGACGGACGAGUCGGCCGCCACAGAGCCCGUCGUCAUGACAAUAUACACUCUACACAUGUACCGCGAGAGUCGGCCUAGCCUGCCCAUGUUUGGGGAGCAUGUGAUGUGUGGCUUCGUGCAGGUCUCUCUGCUCUGCAACCUGCCCUGUCCAUCGAUCUGCCAUGCAUUAGAGCGUUGGCCAGUGUCCAAUCCCCGAGCUGACAAGGACUGUGGCCUGGUGGUGCAACCAGAUCAGCCCUGUGGUUUGGAGUCCCUUCCUGGGCCACUCUCUCCAGGCGAGCCCCAUUCCCCAAAGCGGCCCUGCACCUCCGGGGAUGUAUCAGGUCGUUGGGUGGUUCCUUGUCUCAGCUGUGCCGACAACCGGACCUGUGACUGGAGAGAGGUUGCCUGGCAACCCGAGGGCUGUUACCACCCCUUGCUGGACCUCCCCCAGCUGCAGGACUGCAUGAUGUAUAGGAAGGUAAUGUUCAUAGGUGACUCCACUAACCGGGGGAUGAUGUACUUCCUGAUGGAGCGGGUCAACUCUAGUCUGGAGGACUGGGGCAAGGCCCACGACAGCCUGAUCUAUCGCAAUGUCAAUCAGGGACACACACACGUCUCCUACUCCUACUACCCCCAGUUCUGGCUGGAGCAGAGCCACAGACCCACCUUCCAGAGGGCCCUGGAACAGCUCAUACUGAGAUCACGACCCCUGGAGAACUCCCGUCAGACUGUGCUGGUGGCAGGAGGUGUCCAGUGGCUCAACACCAACCACCUGAGGAUCAUGAGAGAAGUGCUGGGGAGGGAAGGGCUACAGGAUAUCAUGGUGGUGGUGAAGUCUCUGGGCAUGGGCUUCCAUCUCCCUGUGGACGGCAUCCGCUCUCUCUCACUGAGAGGAGUACAGGAGCUAUACAGAGAGAACAGCAACAUCAUCACCGCCGCAAAGCACCAUGGGUAUGAGGUCAUAGACACAUUCAGCGUCACCAUGGGCCGCUACAAAGAGUUCCUGCAGGGACAGUGCGCCUGCCAUUUUCAUGAGGUUGAAAAGCUGCCGUUCUCCAAGGCUCCCCUGCACAGGAAGAUGAAGCACCUUCGACACGGCGAGGAACCUGGGACUGGAACCAGUGGAACUGGAACCGGGUACAGUGAUCAGCCUACCCUGCAGCACCAGGACCAGUGGGGGGGGUCUAACUCCUCCACCUAUCACGUGAGAGGAGCGGUGAACCAGGUGUACUCGCAGAUUCUGCUGAGCAGACUGUGUGUGAGAGACACGGGAAACUAGACCCAGCCCUCACCACCACAGACUGUGUGUGUGCCUGCGUGCUUGUGUCCUUGCUUACUAAUGUGCGUGCGUGUGUGUGUGUGUGUGUGCGCGUAUCCAUACCAGCGUCUCUCUAAUGAAUGAGAGCUCAUCCCAUCCAGGAAGUGCUGAAGUAACAGGAGAGUCCUGACUGGUCAGCCGUGAGACAGACAUCACCACUGUCUGUCACACAGACCUCCUCUGAUUGGCCCACGCACUGCCCCCCGUCCCCCCCUCUCCGUCCGUCCGUCAUGUGACUGCUACCUCUGCUAGGUAAAGGUUUCCAGAUGGUCGAAGAGGACGCUCGCUGGCCGACCGCCAAAAGACGAGGGACGCAGCUGGAGAAAGACAAAAGAAGAGAGCGAGAGUGACUGUCAAAGGAGUGUGUCGUGUGCACAUCCCAAAUGUAAGCCUUGCUCUCCCACCAACCGACAAUGCUCCCUCAACGCUCCAGCACAAACCCUUACAAUUGUAUGGUUUUAUAGUUGUGGAAACGUUGUUGAAAUGUUGUACAGCAUUGUUUCCCAAUCCUUUCCUCGGGUACCCCCCGGCUAUUCCAUGUGUUUGAUGUAUUCCAGAGCUAGCACACCUGAUUCAGAUUCAACUGGUCAACUAAUCAGGUGAGCUAGUUGAGGGCCACAACAACAUUGUGAAACGUCUGGGGGUCUCCGAGGGGAGGUUCAAGAUUUUUGAUGUGUGCCUUUGAUGCCUUUAUGCAUCAGGAAAGCCUAUCUCUCACCAUUGGAGGGACGUCUGGGUAUCCAGCUAUUCCUCCUCAUAUACAGUACCUCAUACAUCCGCGUGUCCUGUUGACACCACAACGUAUUCUAUUCUAUGCCAAAGAUAUGACGAAAGCUGAGCUAUUCUUCAAGUGAAUGUCUUAUGUAUGAUUUUCUUAUAUUUCUAUAUAUUUUUCUACAGAUGUUUAUUCGUGCCUAUAAUGUUGAUAACCAGUAUAUAAUGUUUUACACACAGCAUAUUGUUUACAUGCUAAUGAAGGACUGGUGUAAUGUAUGCUAUGGAUCUAUAUAUAUAUAUAUAUAUUGUCUGAUCUGUCCUCUGUUCAUUUGUAUGGAGGGAACUGAGCUGGUGAAAAUGAAGGUAAUUGUAACACACACACACGAGUGGAAACUACCUGCUUACCUCUGUUUAGGGGUCCUAUGGAACAUUGAUAGCAAACCUAAUCUUUUGAUUCAGUGAUUUUGAAGGAAAACAGAAAGACAUAUUUGCUUAAUGCUAAAUAUUAUCAACACUAUUCAUUUAUUUUUAAAGAACUAUCCUCAAAUGGCACUAACUUCAGCUUUGCGUUUCCAGAUGGUAUAUAUAAGUUAUUCCAUUACAACAUUAAAGUAUAUAUUUUCUUAACUUAA